Molecule: messenger RNA, 573 nt
Organism: Aspergillus tanneri
Lineage: Eukaryota; Fungi; Ascomycota; Eurotiomycetes; Eurotiales; Aspergillaceae
Product: peptide alpha-N-acetyltransferase complex B subunit NAT3
Exons: 3
Coding region: 1-573 (190 amino acids)
Biological process (GO): N-terminal peptidyl-methionine acetylation
Cellular component (GO): NatB complex
Molecular function (GO): protein-N-terminal amino-acid acetyltransferase activity
Source: RefSeq, a predicted model, not a curated record
AUGAGCUCCAUUCGGCGCAUGUCCCCAAUGGACCUACUCUCCCUCAAUCUCACCAACCUCGACCCGCUGACGGAAAACUAUGACCUGGGCUUCUAUCUCAACUACCUCAUGCGGUGGCCGUCGCUCUUCAGUAGCGUUCAAGAUCGUCAGGAAGGCAUUGUUGGCUACAUCAUGGGAAAGCUAGAGGAACAGCACCCCUCCAUGCGCCACUCCGAACACUACACCCCCUGGCACGGACAUAUCACCGUUUUGACCGUUGCGCCUGCAUCGCGCCGGCUCGGCCAUGCGCGUCGUCUCACUGAGCGAUUGGAGCGCGGCUCGGAUAUUAAUGAUGCUUGGUUUGUCGACCUCUACGUUAGGGCGGGGAAUAAAGUAGCUGUGGAUAUGUAUAAAGGCAUGGGGUACUCUGUAUUCCGUCGAGUCGUCAAUUACUACAGCGAUGAUCCGACGGGGGUCUCAGAUACUGGCGAAGACGCAUUUGAUAUGCGCAAACCAUGUAGUCGGGAUAAGAAACUGCAACAUGUGCGGGAUAAUGGGGAGGAUUUCCCCGUUAGUCCGGAGGAUGUUCUGUAG